Molecule: messenger RNA, 1494 nt
Organism: Penicillium paradoxum
Lineage: Eukaryota; Fungi; Ascomycota; Eurotiomycetes; Eurotiales; Aspergillaceae
Product: aminopeptidase P family protein
Exons: 2
Coding region: 1-1494 (497 amino acids)
Molecular function (GO): metalloaminopeptidase activity; manganese ion binding
Source: RefSeq, a predicted model, not a curated record
AUGCGUUCGACUAGUCGAGUUGCCCAGGGUCCCUCGACUCGGGACGUCAUGAUCAAUCCCGUCGACUCCUACAAUAUACGCGUGGUGACACCUACCUCCUGCGAUAAGUACCCAGCCAAGCAGCAUGCGCGCAACGUCGCUCGGAGGCUUGGAGCCUCAACUGGCUUAAUUUUCCUUGCGGGACAACCAACAAUUAAUCUACGCGACUCGGACCAAGCGCGCCCGUUCCGACAACGACGUUACUUUUACUACCUGAGUGGAGUCGACGAGCCCGACUGCUCUCUGACGUACGAUAUCGAACGAGAUCUAUUAGCACUCUACGUUCCGGACUUCGACCUCCACCGCGCUAUUUGGAUGGGACCAACCCUCUCACGGGAAGAUGCACAAGACCGAUAUGAUGUGGACCACGUACGCUAUCACACGUCACUCAAAUAUGACCUGAAGGCGUGGCUAGACGAUCGAAAACAGGGCAGCCAGCUGUACUUGAUUCAUGAGUCAGAGAAGCCCGAACAAUUACCAAAGGAUCUGCCUUUGAAUUUGGAACAGCUCGUGCCUGCUAUGGACGCAGCCCGAGGUAUAAAAGAUGAAUAUGAAAUCCGGAUGAUCCGUCAGGCCAACAAAGUCUCGGCCCUCGCCCAUCGGGGGAUUCUAGAGAAUAUUCAAACAAUGUCCAACGAGUCACAGAUUGAGGGAUCGUUCUUGAAUACUUGCAUCUCACACGGUGCCCGAAACCAGGCAUAUCAGAUUAUCGCAGCCUCGGGGCCCAAUGCGGCCGUAUUGCACUACGACCGGAAUAACGAAUCACUGCAUAAUAAACCUCUCGUCUGUCUCGAUGCCGGCGCAGAGUGGAACUGCUAUGGAAGUGACGUGACGCGAACUUUCCCGCUUACUGGCGAUUGGCCCAGCGAUUACACGCGGGAUAUCUAUAAGCUAGUGGAGCGCAUGCAAGAGGAAUGCAUCCGGUUGAUCCGGAAAGGGGCGCGCUAUGUAUCUCUCCACGAUCUAGCCCACGAAAUCGCGAUCGAGGGUCUUCUGGCUCUAGGUGUGUUCAAGAACGGCACGAUUCAAGAGAUCCGUCAAUCUGGCGCAUCCAAGGUUUUCUUCCCACACGGCCUAGGUCAUCAUGUCGGCCUUGAAGUCCAUGAUGUCUCGGAGCGCUCCAUCAUGGCCCUUCACCAGGGUAUUGAUCAGUUCCAGUACGGUCCGAUCUUGAACUCUACCUGUCGUUCGCCGUGCACGCUCUCCGCUCCGCUGCUGGAAGAAGGCAUGGUUGUUACUGUCGAGCCAGGGCUCUAUUUCUCGCCCCUGGCUAUGGCCAACGCGCGCAAGCAACCGUAUGCUCGAUACAUUGAUUUUGACGUUGCAGAGAAGUACGUCCAUAUCGGUGGAGUGCGUAUUGAGGAUGACAUUCUCGUGACUGCUACUGGUUAUGAGAAUCUCACCACUGCGCCCAAGGGCGAGGAAAUGCUUGCCAUCAUUAGGGCAUCUAUAUAA